This is a messenger RNA of Eufriesea mexicana, 2844 nucleotides long. It is a transcript of the gene Clk, whose product is annotated as circadian locomoter output cycles kaput protein Clock. The record is from RefSeq and is a predicted model, not a curated record. Lineage: Eukaryota; Metazoa; Arthropoda; Insecta; Hymenoptera; Apidae. The transcript has 12 exons. The coding region runs from base 178 to 2571 and encodes 797 amino acids. Gene Ontology annotation, cellular component: cytoplasm; CLOCK-BMAL transcription complex; nucleus. Gene Ontology annotation, biological process: regulation of transcription by RNA polymerase II; circadian regulation of gene expression. Gene Ontology annotation, molecular function: DNA-binding transcription factor activity, RNA polymerase II-specific; RNA polymerase II cis-regulatory region sequence-specific DNA binding; protein dimerization activity.
AACUUCAGACGGUGCAUCGAGAGACCUUCCAUUGUGAAGUCGUAUGUCAGCGUCGUACGUACGUGCAUGCAUCGUAGGCUGAUCUAACCGAUUGUUAGAAACGAAGUCGACAGAUUUACUGGCGCGCGAAUUGAUCAGAGCCUGUGUCUGAGGCUGAGUGGUGGAAAAAAUGUGUCGAUGCUGGCCGCGGAAGUGGCACCCCGAGCUAGUGAAUUCUACGUGGUCGACGAAUACUCGUCAUCAGGGAAAACCUCGAGAAAACGAGGAUCGCAAGAUCUGAGGCCGCUAAUCGACGGCGUGUACGCGAUAGCACGCAUAUACAACGAUCGUGACAACAUACAUAAACGAAGUUACAUGGCGAGUUAUUCACGGGGACGAUCCUCCCGACAAUCCGAUGACACAAUGGAUGAUGACGUUGACGAUAAGGAUGAUACGAAGCGGAAAUCGCGAAAUUUGAGCGAAAAAAAGCGAAGAGAUCAGUUCAAUAUGCUUGUAAAUGAACUUGGUAGUAUGGUCAGCACAAACACGAGGAAAAUGGACAAAUCUACAGUGUUGAAGUCAACGAUUUUGUUUUUGAAAAAUCACAACGAAAUAGCUGUCAGAUCGAGAGUACACGAAAUUCAAGAAGAUUGGAAACCAUCGUUUCUUUCGAACGAAGAAUUUACGCAUCUAAUACUAGAGGCUCUGGACGGUUUUAUAAUGGUAUUUUCUUCAAGCGGGCGCAUUUAUUAUGUGUCUGAAAGUGUCACGUCUUUGCUCGGCUAUCUUCCAAAUGAGCUGGAGAACACGACCAUCUACGAUAUCACUUAUCAGGAGGACCAGUCUCCCCUUUACAACGUACUACUGAAUCCGUCUAGUACAAAGGAUCGAAGAAAUAUUAAGAAAGAGGACAAAAUAUCUUUUUCAUGCCAUAUCAAAAGGGGAGGUUUAAAUGUUCAAGAAAAUCCAAUAUAUGAGCUUGUGCAAUUUGUUGGAUAUUUUCGUUCUGAUAUCGAUACAGAGGUAGAUAACUUGCUUCCGAAUACAAAAUUCGGGAACCCUACUGGAAUGGAUACGAAAUUAGUUUUCGUGGGUACAGGACGCCUCCAGACACCUCAAUUGAUCCGUGAAUUAUCCGUGAUGGACAACACUAAAUCAGAAUUUACGUCACGACAUAGUCUUGAAUGGAAGUUUUUAUUUUUGGAUCAUCGAGCACCACCUAUUAUUGGAUAUUUACCAUUUGAAGUUUUGGGCACCUCUGGUUAUGACUAUUAUCACGUGGAUGAUCUGGAUAAAGUGGUCACAUGUCACGAAUCAUUGAUGCAAAAAGGUGAAGGCACCUCCUGUUACUAUAGAUUCCUUACUAAAGGACAACAAUGGAUAUGGUUACAAACUAGAUUUUAUAUCACAUACAAUCAGUGGAAUUCGAAACCUGAAUUUAUUGUGUGCACACAUUAUGUUGUCAGUUACAUUGAUGUGAUUAAAGAAUUACGUAAGGAAUCGGAAAGUUUUAACAAGGAUCAAAAUCAAGAUGUUCUGAUGCCGUUAAAACAGCAACAAGCAUUUUCAAAAUUAUGUUUACAGAUAACGACGUCUUGUCCUGUUCCUCCGACACAGUGGCCAACUAAAUCAUCUAAAACAUCGAAAUCUAUACCAUCAAACACUCGACCACGACAUCACGUGGAAAGCUCUGAUAGUUCCUCGAUGUCAGCCUCCAUGCAAAGCUCUCCCCAUUCCCAGAUAACACACGUUUCACGAUCAAAAGGGACUUCUGCAAAUAGUUCUGUAACAUCAAAAACUCAAAUACCUCAAAUCGAUACUAGGCAACAACAACAACAGCAGCAACAGCCACAACAACAAUCGUUAUUAGAGGUUGAUCAGAGUUGUAUCAAUUUCAUGGAGCAGGCACAGUAUACGACAGUUAAUUUACAACCUGUGGUCAGCACAGAUUUUGCAACUCCUGCUGCGUCGAUUAUCUCCGCAAUACCGACACACGAGAUGUUACAUCAGCAAGGUAUCGUGAUGACACCAGCACAGAAUCAAAUUCAAGACGAGCUACAACGUAAGCACGAAGAACUGCAACAAUUAAUUGUGCAUCAGCAAGAAGAACUCAGAAGAGUAUCGGAACAGCUGUUUAUCGCUAGAUAUGGAAUUUUAUCACCGUUGCUCAAUACGGGCAUGCCGUACAAUGCUACAAAUACAUGUCAGCAGAUGAAUAGAUGCAAUACAAACAACUCAAAUGUACAAUUACCAACGUCAAGUAGCGUGCAAGGAGUGAAUGUUCUUCCUCUGCCCCUCACAGUUCCAGUGCCUAUAGUGCCUACAGAGUUGUUCCCUCAUCCAUUGACAGUUAGUCCAAUACCAACGAUGUCGGCCACAGUGCAAGGGAACGUAGGUACGAUGAUUCAAGCGCAACAGCAAUCACACCAGCAGUUGCAACACCAACAGCAACAACCGCAACAAGGACCAACGCAACAGAAUGGCAACCCGCCAGAUCUUGUGCCUUUUCAAAUGUGUCCACAUCAAGCGGAUAUAUUGUACAACGACAUGGAGCCAACUUCGAAUCAACAACCGAGAUCGUCACAGAAUUGAAAGUUAUUAAUUCCUUUGAUUCUGAUUAUCAUUGAGAUUUUUUGCUUAUAGAGGUUGGUGUUUGGAGUUGAAGAAAAAUUCAAUUGAAGGAACAAAUAUUGAGAAACCUCACAUUAAUCGUCGUAAUUUUUGACGUCAAUCGUCAGAAUUACGACGUGAUUUUGUAGUUCUGUUCAUAUCUUGUAUAGAAACGAGACACGAAGGAUUUCAUAUUUUUAUACGUGAGUUGUACAAAAAAUAUUCCGUCUGGGAACAGAAUCGGAGGAUAAAUUG